AUGUCCGCUCACACGAUUGCCACCAAUUUGCCAAUUCCACAACCAGCGCCACAGCUUCCGGACCACGUGAUGGACAUGUUCUCCCUAAAGGGGAAACUAGCAGCCGUUACAGGCGCGUCCUCGGGUAUCGGAUAUGACGUGGCCGUUGCAUAUGCACAAGCGGGUGCCAACGUUGCCAUGUGGUACAACUCAAACCCACACAUCACAGAAGUCGUCGACGAGCUGUCACGCAAAUACGGCGUGACCGUCCGCGCUUACAAGUGCUCUGUCACCAGUUCGAAGGACGUGCGCGACACAAUUGAAUUGAUCCAGCGGGAUUUCAACCAGCACAUCGACAUCAUGGUGGCCAACGCAGGUGUCGCCUGGAGCGACGGUGCGUUGCUCAACAUGUUGGAAGAGGACCAGGAGGACAAGUGCGACGAACAGUGGAACAAAGUGAUGGACGUGGAUCUCAACGGUAUCUACCGUGUGGCCAAAGCCAUCGGCCCCAUUUUCAAAAAACAAAGAACCGGCGGCUCGUUCAUCGUGACCGCGUCGAUGUCCGGUCACGUGGUCAACGUCCCACAAAUGCAAGCUGCUUACAACGCGGCCAAAGCCGGUGUUCUUCAUUUGUGCAAAUCCUUGGCCGUGGAAUGGGCCGGGUUUGCCCGUGUCAACACGGUCUCGCCAGGCUACAUCUCCACGGAGAUCACGAAUUUCGCAGAAGCCGACCUCAAGGAAAAAUGGCACAAACUCACCCCCAUGGGUCGCGAGGCGUUGCCUCGCGAGCUCAUCGGUGCUUACUUGUAUCUAGGCUCAGGAGCUUCCACUUACACUACCGGUACUGAUAUCAUCAUCGACGGUGGGUACUGCUGCAUUUAG
Lachancea lanzarotensis is the source of this 861-nucleotide messenger RNA. Its product is annotated as LALA0S01e18030g1_1. The transcript has a single exon. The coding region runs from base 1 to 861 and encodes 286 amino acids. Lineage: Eukaryota; Fungi; Ascomycota; Saccharomycetes; Saccharomycetales; Saccharomycetaceae. Gene Ontology annotation, molecular function: oxidoreductase activity, acting on NAD(P)H, oxygen as acceptor. The record is from RefSeq and is a predicted model, not a curated record. Gene Ontology annotation, cellular component: intracellular anatomical structure.